AUGAAUUCCCUUAACCUGAUCUCAUCCCGAGUUAUCGGACAGACUCAACAUCCCACGCGUCCGCGAUCGCGAUCUCAGGGUGAGUUGUUGAAGAAGGAAUAUGACAAGGAAGUCCUUGGUGGGCGAUCCUACAGCGACGAACUUGCGCCGCAGGACGAGAAAGACCUAGGCGGUCCUUUCCCGGAUCAACUCACGUCGGGCGCUGCUUCAGAUGAUGGAGACCAACGUAUAAAAGACGAGGACGAAGAUGAGAAACAGCUACUGUUGGGAGCGGGCGAAAAGAAAGACAUCAAUUCAGACGGGGUGGGAUGGCAAAGAUUGGUGAAGAGGCUAGCUGACGCCAUCACCGCAAUACUGGCAGCUAUCGGGGCUCCGGUUGUUUACGUCGCGAGGUUUUUCAGAAGCCAGGAUGAGAAGUCUUCCAUCGUCCCGAGAUUGGCCAAGCAAGAACGAUCUGCGCAUGGGAGUCUGGCAAAUUCUACGAGUAACACCAAAGCUUCCCAUGAGACCAGCUGGAGCUCUGAGAAGCCGACAAACCGUGUUCUUCAAGAAGCCAAGUUGCGGCAUUCCUAUUCCAGCGACUCCUCGAUGAACAAUUCGACGACUGAUUCGGAAUCCGAGCAGCACGAGACGGAGCAACCCCAAUCAAGACCCAAGUCAAAACCUGGAAAGGGAAUUCGCGACGAGUCUGAGACACGGAGAUCGUCCAUCCGGAUCAAAGAACAAAAUGACCUUGCACUCAAAAGGCGCAAGCAGAAGAAAAUGGCCAGUCCGCUCGGCGACGCCGCGCCAAUGACGGUGGACGACAUCAAAUCUCCGACGUCUCCCUCAGCGUCCUUGAGAAUCACAAGAUAUCCGCAUGCACCUCAGCCUCCACGACCGCUCAUCCCCCGGCGCCAACCUUCCUACGCCAACAUUUCUGCCCGGUCGCCCAGCCGCGGCGGCCCAUCGCUGCAGCAAAAGACGCUAAUCUUAGACCUCGACGAGACUUUGAUACACUCCCUGGCCAAGGGAGGCCGGAUGUCAUCUGGGCACAUGGUUGAAGUCAAAUUGAACAGUCCUGUCGCUCUGUCGCCGGCACAAUCCGGGCAGACCGCUCCAAUGUUCGGACCCCAACAUCCCAUCCUUUACUACGUCCAUAAACGGCCGCACUGCGACGACUUCUUGCGCAAGGUGUCGAAGUGGUAUAAAUUGGUGGUAUUCACGGCAUCGGUUCAAGAGUAUGCAGACCCCGUGAUAGACUGGCUGGAACAGGAGCGCAAGUACUUUGUGGGCCGAUAUUACCGGCAGCACUGCACGUUUCGAAACGGAGCGUACAUCAAAGACCUCAGCAGCAUUGAGCCCGACCUAAGCAAGGUAAUUAUUCUGGACAACAGCCCAGUAAGCUAUAUUUUCCAUGAAGACAAUGCGAUCCCGAUUGAGGGAUGGAUCAACGACCCGACAGACAACGACCUGCUUCAUUUGAUACCCAUGUUAGAGGCACUGCAAUACGUGACGGACGUGCGAGCACUGUUGGCUCUCCGAAGAGGUGAGGCAGAGGCAGCCUCGUAG
This is a messenger RNA of Capronia epimyces CBS 606.96, 1551 nucleotides long. RefSeq lists its product as uncharacterized. Gene Ontology annotation, molecular function: protein serine/threonine phosphatase activity. Bases 1 to 1551 code for a protein of 516 amino acids. The transcript is spliced from 2 exons. NCBI's taxonomy places the organism in Eukaryota, Fungi, Ascomycota, Eurotiomycetes, Chaetothyriales, Herpotrichiellaceae. The record is from RefSeq and is a predicted model, not a curated record.